Pneumocystis murina B123 is the source of this 1200-nucleotide messenger RNA. RefSeq lists its product as hypothetical. The coding region runs from base 1 to 1200 and encodes 399 amino acids. Gene Ontology annotation, cellular component: cytoplasm. The transcript has 5 exons. Gene Ontology annotation, molecular function: protein binding. The record is from RefSeq and is a predicted model, not a curated record. Lineage: Eukaryota; Fungi; Ascomycota; Pneumocystomycetes; Pneumocystales; Pneumocystaceae.
AUGGUAGAUUCUUCAUCUGUAUGCCUCAUUUUGGCACCGCUAAAUGAUACAUUUGAACGAAAAUGUCUUUGGCUACCGUCUUGGCCCCAAACAUUGAGAAUUGGCCGUCAGAUAAAUUCUCGUACAACACCGGCGUCUAACAAUGGGUUCUUCGACUCCAAAGUUCUAAGUCGAGCACAUGCAGAGGUUUGGGCAGAUCCUAAAACUGGUAGAGUUUUUAUUCGAGAUAUUCGGAGUAGUAAUGGAACGUUUCUUAAUGGACGAAGGCUUAGUCAGGAAAAUCAGACAAGUGAGCCGUUUGAGCUUUACAUAGGGGACGUUUUAGAGCUUGGAAUUGAUAUUUUAAACGAGGAAGACCGAUCUAUUCUUCAUUGUAAAGUUUCAUCCCGUGUUGAACAUGCAGGAUGGGCAGAAGCAAAUUCAUCGGAUGUUUCUCAGGCUGAGAUUAAUGCAUUAUGGGUGGAUACAGGCACAGCGGAAACAUUUGAUACGAUUACACCUCGUGUACUGGUUUCUAAUGAUCCAGUACAUUCAAAAUCCGUAUUAGAAGAAAAUAAAAUACAUGAAUGCUUUGGAAAAGAAAUGGAAGAUAUUUUACAAACACUGAAUAUAGGGCUAAAAACGGCAAAACAGCAAAUAAAUGACAUCAAAUUGAUCACAAAAGUGCUUAAUAAUAUUCAAGAUACAGUUUUUUAUGAUUCUAGGAAUGAUAGUUUGGAAAAAAUACAAUCAGAAGAUAUUUCAAAAAACCAUUCAGAAAAUUUUGAGAGUAAAGGAAACUUUGGCUUGUAUAAAAAACGUAUGCAGCCUCCUAGUUUGGAAGUUUUAGCAUCAAAACAACUUGAAAUUGAAGAAAAGACCGCAAAAAUCAAGCGUUUAGAAGAAGAAAAGACAAAACAGCAAACAUAUAAACAGAUUAUCGAGCACCUUCUGAAAGAACAAAAUAAUACAUUGGAAAUGGAAAAUACAAUUGAAACGAAAAUGAAUAUAGAAUUAAUGAAAAGUAAAUUGGGAAAAGAUCAAAACUCAGAGGAUGAAUUAAAAUCAUUAAAAGCUAUGGUAGAAACUAUGAAAAAAGAAGUGGAAUUAUGGAAAUAUCGUGCAAAAAGGACUGAAAAAAUAGUGGAACAAUCAACAUAUCAUAUGGCAGCACUAUUAAAAACGGAAAAUGAAAGCAAUAUAAAUGAGCAUGUUGUAUAG